Molecule: messenger RNA, 876 nt
Organism: Plasmodium inui San Antonio 1
Lineage: Eukaryota; Apicomplexa; Aconoidasida; Haemosporida; Plasmodiidae
Exons: 2
Coding region: 1-876 (291 amino acids)
Source: RefSeq, a predicted model, not a curated record
AUGUACCAUAAUCCUGCUCAUAAUUUGUCCUUGACGGAAUCAGGCCAUGCAGUUAUAGCAACCACCCAUAACAGUACUGGCACUGCGCGCCUCAGGAAUACUAGGCUAUUAUUGACACAUGUUCAGAGACACUUGAAAUUAGUAUAUGCUUUAGGAUCUCCUUUCGGAAGGGAUUAUACAUAUAUCCUGAAAAAUAAAGGCAAUAUUAACAGUUCCUGUAAAGAGUUUUUGUUAGAGGAUUUUCAGAAACGAAGUUUCACCUCUACUGGGGAUAUUUUAGAUAGGCGCUGGCCAGCACAUACUAUACAGGAACUCACAAAUAAUGAAGCGAUAAUGUGUGAAGGCUCAACAGGAGGAUUAUCAGGGGAUGUAAAGCCGCCUAAUUCUCUUUUAGACGACAUAGGAGAGAUACACAUCGUUAUGAUUACAAAUAAUAUGAACAUUCUACGACGCAUUCUUCAGAAGAUUAGAUACAUAGAACAGAGCGUCCUAACUACCGGAAUUAGCAUUAUCAUAGAAUAUCAUAGGGAAUUAUGUUUGGCUGUCCAAGAGACUUUAUCAAUGAGAAAUAGGACAUUGACCAACGAAGUAAAAAAUCAAGCAAAAUAUCUCCUCAACUUCCAAGGGGGAAUUGCGGAAAAUCCAUACCGUACGUCAAGAACUGAGAGGACCAAUCUUAGUAAGUAUCGCAGUAAUCAAAAUCGGAAAUCAUCAGCAAGCAUUUGUCGAAUCCGUACUAUAAUCCUGAAGCAAUACCCCGCCGUCAUCAAUACGGUGUGGGAUCCAAUAGCAUAUCUCUAUGUGCUUGUGGAAGUAUCCAAAUAUGGACAAACAUUCGACGGUAUCAGUAAGCCUCGCUUUAAGGAUUGUAUAUGA